This is a messenger RNA of Medioppia subpectinata, 1262 nucleotides long. The record is from the annotation of a GenBank genome assembly. Lineage: Eukaryota; Metazoa; Arthropoda; Arachnida; Sarcoptiformes; Oppiidae.
AUGUUUAAUUCAAUGGACACUCGAGUGGAAAGGAAAUUGUCGAUAGAAUUGAUACCAGAAUUGAAAGGUUUGAAAGACGUUAAAACUUUGGAUGACUUGGAUUUCGGGAACUUAGAGCUCACAAGAGGUGACACUCCCGACGAUAUCAAACAGACAUGUCUUCAAUUGUGUGCAGACUAUUUGGGAGACAAAUGGACUCAACAAACGGUGGACACCAUUGAGUUCAGACGACUGGCCGGCGGUCUAACCAAUCAAUUGUAUUACUGCGCGAUCGGUAAGCCCUCAGUGGCCAGCGAUGAACCCCAAGAAGUGGUCAUUAGAAUAUACGGACCAAAACAUUUCAAUAAUAAGGACCAUGGUGGCAAUGAAAGGUUAACUGAUGUUAUUAAUACAUUAUUGGUUUCUGAGAAAAAAUUGGGCCCAAAAGUGUACGGCCUGUUUGAAAGCGGACAGAUUCUGGGCUAUUAUAAACACCGGCAGUUUCGUCUGGAGGAACAGUCAAAGCCAGAACUGGUCGCUCAGGUAUUCAAAAAGUUGGCUCAAAUUCACGCCAUGAAAGUUCCCAUUAAAAUGAGUCACAACUGGCUGUUUGACGAUUACGAGCGCUUCUACCAAAUGGGUUACGAAAAGUUUCCCAUCAAUGAUAUGAUCGCUGAACUCAAUCUCCAGACAUUCAAGAAAUACGAUCUCAAAGCGGAGCUGCAAUGGCUGAAGGAGGCGGUGGCCGAGUCGGGCAGUCCUGCGGUGUUUUCGCACCACGACUUUCGGGGCAGUAAUAUAAUGGUCACCGAACCCGACGACGAGAUACUGUUUUGCGAUCUCGAGUACUCGGCGUACGGGUGGCGGGGCUUUGACUUCGGCACCAUUUUGGUGGAGUGGGGCCGCACUUUCAGCGAAUUCGGCAAAUCCGAGAAAGACAUACAGAAGUAUCCAAACGACGAGACAAUCAAAGAGUUGGUGAAAAUAUAUGUCGAAGAGUCGAUACGACUAUUGGGCCCGAAGUUUGCCAACAAUCCGGUCAAUUCAAUUGAUCACAUCUUAAGAGAGGCCAAACUCUUCUCUUUGGCUGCGAUUAUGUUUUUGGUGGUGUUUUCCAUCAAAAACGAUGUAAGCGAUGGCAUUAGUCUUCCCAUCGAUAAGAAACUGUUUAUGCAAUGGGGCGAAAAUGCUUAUGAGGGCUACUUUUACAUGAAGGAGAUGUUUGGAUUUCAAUAAAUUUUGUGCAUUAUUUCCGGCAAAUAUACAGUAAAUAAUAUCAAAGC